AUGCCCUCCACCGCGCCGCCCGCCGCCAUCUACAGCCCGGAGGAGGUCACUGGGGUCCUCCACACCCUCGUCACAGCGGUCCAGGAGAUCCGGCUGUACUUGGCCAGCCCCUACGGGCCUCCGCCACCCUCGCUACUGGCUGCCGCCACCGGUCCGCCGGCCCUACCGUGGUACUCGCCGCACUCGGCGGCCUCCGUGGCGUUCGCUAGGCCGCUGCAGCCGCCGCCCGCCACCACCCCGCAGUGGCCGUUGCCGGUUCUCAUGACGCCCCCCGCGCCCAUCGCCCCCAUGCAGCAGCCGCCCCCCGCCAGCACUCCCAUCUGGCCGCAGUGGCCAUCGACGGCCCUCGCGGCUUCCACCACGCCCGUCGCCCACAUGCAGCAGCUGCUGCAACUUCAUCCCGCCGCGCCCGUCGCACCCAUGCAGCAGCUGCUGCUGCCCCAGGCACCCCCGCCGCUCAGCACCGGGCCGACGACGACCGCGCCGACAGGUGUUCCGAUCCAGCAGGUCCGGUUCCCAACCUCACCGUCACCGCUUCCGGCGUGGUUGGCCGGGUCGACGCCACAGUCGGUCUACACUAUGGCCGGGGAACAGCCGGCACCCACCCUGCAGUACGGCGGGCCCUCCGGCUCCGCGGGUGCCUGCGCUGGACCCGCCGGACCGCCGUUUCGCGGGGGACCCCCGGUGCCCACCGACCCGGCAUCAUCCUCUUCGCUGGCCCGUACUGCCGAGCCAUAUGCCCAUGGGGUCCGACUCUGA
Molecule: messenger RNA, 759 nt
Organism: Aegilops tauschii subsp. strangulata
Lineage: Eukaryota; Viridiplantae; Streptophyta; Magnoliopsida; Poales; Poaceae
Source: RefSeq, a predicted model, not a curated record